Molecule: messenger RNA, 1238 nt
Organism: Alnus glutinosa
Lineage: Eukaryota; Viridiplantae; Streptophyta; Magnoliopsida; Fagales; Betulaceae
Exons: 4
Coding region: 88-792 (234 amino acids)
Source: RefSeq, a predicted model, not a curated record
UAAACCCCAUCGUCAAAAUUCAAAGCCCUACGGUACCCUCUUCCCCAUCGCCAAAAGCGCCAAAGUCUCAAAAAUCUCAAUUUAACAAUGAAUUCGUACAAACCCAGCAACCGUGACUCCAUUUUUCUUCAAUCUCUGAACCCACUACACCUUUACACAAACCUCUCUCAAACCCCAAAACCCCACGCUCAGGAAACCCCCAACAAUCAUAGGGCACAAAUACUCAAAGAAGAAACAAAGAUCGAGAGGGAGAUUAUAAAGGCCGUCACGGCUGGGAAGCUCGACUCCCUCCGGCCCAACUCGGGGCAGUCCGUACCCAUUGGCGAACACUACGUGUGCGUUUCGUCUCACGAGGAGCCUGACUCGGAUUGCAGAGUUUGGGAGUGGCACGGGCACGUGGUGUUUUACGACGAAGAGAAUGGGUUUGCGCAGGAGUACGUGUAUGGGAAUUACUUUGAGAGGACGAUGAGGAAGGUGUUUGGGGACGAGAGCGAUGAAGAAAGCGAGGAAAGGAGUCUAGGGUUGGGAGACUUGGUUGCCGCCAUGAGUUUGUCGGACUGGCCGCCUCCAUUUUCUAGGAAAAUGGGUGCUAAUUAUUGCAGGUUACUUCCUCCUGGACUCGGCCACAAAGUCGUAACCCAUUCGAUCUCAUGUUUGACAAGCUGCAUCCGAUCCCAUACGCAAUGUGGUGGCGGCUAUGAUACCCAAAUGAGACAAACCUCAGCCCGAACAGGAAGAAAUUUGCGGAGAAAUGUUCAGACGAGGAAGAAGAAAAUUAUGCAGAGCAGGUAAUAGGAGCUUCUACAUUACCCUGAAGAUCUAAAGAACUAUCCUUUUUUCUUUUCUUAUUUCUUUUUUAUUUUAUGUUGUUGCCAUUCAGUCUAUAGAUGUAGGUUAUUUCUUUCUACGAUCCUUUCUGCUGGGGAUCGGAAAGUUAGAAAUGUGCCGGUUACCACUAUAGUAGUAGAAGUUCAAAUUUAGAUGGUUUACUUGUCCAAACAGGCAAGAGUAAUGCUAUAAGGAGGAGUCCUCAUUGUGUCCUCCAAAAUGUUACGUAGCUUUUAAAAUCACCAUUAAAUUUGAGAUGAUUACUAUUAGAUUUUGAUCAAAUGGUGAUUUUAAAGCCAUAUGACAUUUAGGACACAAGGAAGACUCUAGUCCUCAUAGAUGAGAAUUACUCAACAGCCAAAGGAUAUUAUGCAGGCUAAUUUAUUGCUAAUUUCUACCAUUCAUUUAAA